GCCCGGCAGCAGCUUCCGGGAGCGAGGAUGGCGGCCGAUGCGAGCGCCGUUGCAGCCAUUGAUGCGGCAGAGAAAGCGCGAGGGAAGUAUGCUGCUCUCUCCUUCGCCGCCAUUGCCAUCGUGGUGGGGCUUCCGCUCUGGUGGAAGACGACAGAGACCUACCGCGCUUCGCUGCCUUACUCGGAGAUUGCUGAGCUGGACACGCUUCUGUUCCAGCUGACGGUGCCCGUCUCGGUGGUGUUUGCCAAGGGGACCCUUCCAGGGGAUCUGGAGCGGAAAUUGCCCUUUAGGAAACCGCAGGAGGCCGAGAUCCCCUUGAACCCCAAGACCAGCGUGACGUCCCGCUAUGAGGUUUCCUACCGCCGAGCCACUUCUCAGGAGGAGAAGACUCUGUCCCGGGCCUCGGUGCCAGAGGCGGGUGAGGGGCUCCUUCCAGCGCAGGAGGCGGCUGUGGGCUCCCUCACCAUCUACGUGAUCCCGAGGAACUCUGUUCUCCUGCCACAGGAGGUCACCGUCUACAUCGGCAAGCGGCGCAGCGCGGUGGUGCGGGCCCCUCGGGGCUCGGGAGACGUCCUGGCAGCUGUGGACGCCCAGGUCCGAGAAGUCACCCGUGCCGUUUCCUUCAGCCUGGACUCCAUCGCAGAGGCCCUCUCUGACCGCGUUCCCCUCGGCCAGCUGGGCGCAGAGUGGAAGCGCCCUUUCAAAUCCAGUCUGGGAUACGAGGUCACCUUCAGCCUGCUGAACCCCGACCCGAGAGCCCACAGCGUCCACUGGGACAUCGAGGGGGCCAUCCAUCGCUACGUGGACCCCCUCCUGGGGAAGCUGAGUGCGCUGGCCGAGUUCUCUGUGGACUCUCAGAUCCUCUACUACGCCGCCCUGGGCGUCACGCCCCGCUUUGACGCUGCUUCCUCCAGCUACAUCCUGAGCGCCCACAGCCUCCCGCACGUCAUUAACCCCGUGGAAGCCAGGCUGGGUUCCAGCGCCUCUUCGCUCUACCCGGUCCUCAAUUUCCUGCUCUACGUGCCAGAGCGCCUGCACUCGCCCCUCUAUAUCCAGGACAAGGACGGUGCUUCGGUCCCCACCAACGCUUUCCACAGCCCCCGCUGGGGUGGGAUCAUGGUGUACAACGUGGAGCGUGAGACGGCCAACGAGACCUCCGUCCCGAGGAGGGUGGAUGUCGACAUGACACGGGUCAUGGAGGUGUUUCUGGCGCAGCUGCGCUUGCUGUUUGGGAUCCUGCCGGGUCCCCUGCCGGAGGGGGCCAUCCUCGAAAGCCCCGGGAACGAGGGUCUCUCCGACUGGGAGCUGGACCGCCUGCUGUGGGCUCGGACGGUGGAGAAUGUGGCCACCGUCUCCACCACCCUGACCUCCCUGGCUCAGCUGCUGGGCAAGAUCAGCAACAUUGUCAUCAAGGACGACGUGGCUUCCAAGGUGUACCACGCUGUGGCAUUUGCCCAGGAGGCGCUGGCCGAGCUCAGCCAGGGGCGCCUGGACUCUGCCUUCCAGGCCAGCAAGGCGGCCAUCAACGCCUCGGAGAGGGCCUUUUUCGACCCUUCCCUCCUCCACCUCCUCUACUUCCCCGACGACCAGAAGUUCGCCAUCUACAUCCCCCUCUUCCUGCCCAUGGCCGUCCCCAUUCUGCUGUCCCUGGUGAAGAUCGGCCGGGAGAUGAGGCACAGCAAGAAAGCCGCAAUCAAAGUGGACUGAGGCACAUGGAGUUGGGAUGGAGGGCAGUGCGGGGCCAGAGAGGGCACCUGGGGUCUGGAUGCAACCCUCUCUCUCUUCCUGGGAUGGGGCCCCGUCCUCCUCUUGAUCUGAGUUUCCCUCUGUGCUGUGUUGGAGAGUUUGUAGCAGCUGACCUCCACCGCCCUCCCUGCGAGGUCGGCCACUGGAUUCAAAGGGUGCUGCCAAGACUGUGAUGGGACCGUCCAAAGAAGAGCGCUGCGCCAUUUUGGAUAUUAUUAUUGCCAUUGAAAACAAGUUCCAUUGUUUUAUAUAGAAAACCAACCGAAAAGCGGAAAACCGAAAUUCAUAAUCGCGUCCCGCCAGCAGCCAGCUACCCCAUCCAGACUCUCUUCAGCCUACAAUAUUGUCUUCACUCUUUGCAAAGUCCACACACACAAAAAAAACCAGGCGCCCGCAACAUAAAUUAUUAUAAAUUUGUACAUUUGGAUAUAAGGAGUUUAAAUGUGGCAAAAACGUCUUAGGCAGGGAACAAAUGAAGAAAUGAGAAGUUUUGAGAAAACCACAAGCCAACGGCGAAUAAAUGAUGUGCGAUGAAA
Messenger RNA from Zootoca vivipara (common lizard), 2282 nucleotides. It is a transcript of the gene PIGS, whose product is annotated as phosphatidylinositol glycan anchor biosynthesis class S. The record is from RefSeq and is a predicted model, not a curated record. NCBI's taxonomy places the organism in Eukaryota, Metazoa, Chordata, Lepidosauria, Squamata, Lacertidae. Gene Ontology annotation, biological process: attachment of GPI anchor to protein. Gene Ontology annotation, cellular component: GPI-anchor transamidase complex.